Episyrphus balteatus (marmalade hoverfly) is the source of this 5373-nucleotide messenger RNA. RefSeq names its product membrane-associated guanylate kinase, WW and PDZ domain-containing protein 1 (gene Magi). Gene Ontology annotation, molecular function: protein binding. The record is from RefSeq and is a predicted model, not a curated record. Gene Ontology annotation, biological process: hippo signaling. Gene Ontology annotation, cellular component: cytoplasm. The transcript is spliced from 7 exons. Lineage: Eukaryota; Metazoa; Arthropoda; Insecta; Diptera; Syrphidae. Bases 1366 to 4881 code for a protein of 1171 amino acids.
UGUGAACUGAAAAACUUACAAAAUUCCAACGAGUAAAAGAACGCGCUGUAGGGAAAUCUUAUUUUCAUUUUUUUUUUUGUUCGAAUAAAUAAUAAUAAUAAUAAUAUAAGUUAAAUAUAUUACAUGAAGUAAUUAAAAAGUGCCUUAAAUUCUUUUCUCUUCAAAUAAUAUUUGAAUAAGAAUACAAUUAUUUAAUCCCAAUAUAUGCCUAUAUGAAACAAAAAAAAAUGUUCUCUGGUUGGAAACCUAGUUUUGUGUUUGACUUGCAUCUCUGUUCACUUUUGCCUUGGUUACUCUCGCUCGCUUGAAAAACGAAUUAAAUAUCUUGGAGAUGUUGGUCACUGCAGACGUUGUCGCUUAAGUUUCUUCUUGAAACAAAUAAAUAGCAAAAAAGCAUAAAAUAAACAAAGAAAUAAAAACAAUUAUAAAAGUAAUAUUUUGCUACCAUUAUUGGGUCUUUAUAUACCUGUAAAAAAAUGUAUUAUACAUAAAUAUAUGAAACUCCGAGUCAAAGUUAAAAUUAAUUUUAUUUGUUGAAUAUAAUUUUCUUAUAACUCUAUUUAGCCUUAGGAAACAGGCACACCAAACUGUGUUUCGUCGCCGUGUGAGUCGCCUAGCAUAAUAGUUAACGUAACCGAACCGCGCGUUGUACCUUUACCAUCAAUUUUGUCUAAGUCGAGCGAGUGCAGUGUCUUGUAUUUUCAAUCCAUAGAAACAUGAUAACAAGUGUGCUUCAACACAAUGAAAUCUCUGAUGAAUGUUUUGCAAAAAAAAAAAAAUAAUAAAAAACUAAAGGGAAAUCGCUUGGGAAAUGCCAUUUAUACAUAAAUUUCUCGAGUGAAAUCAGCUGCCGAUUUAUGGUCUUGUUUAUUUUUUAAAAGUUAAAAAAAGAAUUACAAAUCUGUGAAAAUAGCUUGUUUGUUUUUGUUUGAUUGUUUAAUGUAAACAUUAAAAAUAUAUUAUGUUCUGUAAGAAAUGGAAUACCUACCUAACAUAAUUGGGAUGUCAUAACAGAGCGAAGAGUUGUUUUUGAGUUUCGUUGAAGAAAUUUAUUUCAGGCUGUUUACUACAAUGUGCAUAAUAUUUUAUUUGCUAGCUACAAAGAGCCUCGAAAAUUUGAAUAAAACUCGAAAUGAACCAGAAACCUAAAUUAAAUUGCAUGUCAGAAGCCAAAUAUAUAUUUAUAAAUGCAUUUCAUUGCAAGGAAACGCUGAUGUAAUUUAAAAGCAUAUGAAGCAUACAAAAUCAAAAAUCAUUAUCCAAAGGAGCUAAACAAUUUUCUUAAAUUCAUUUUUUUUUAAAGAAAAUUUAAUUGCAUUUUCAGUCAUAAAUACAAUAACAAAAUAAGUAAUAUCUAAGUUAAAAAUGGCAAUUGAAAAUGAAACCAAAAACAAAGCACAAACAACAACAUCAGCACUUAUACUGGCAGAGAAUCAAAAUGUUGAUAUUAAUCCAUCUUCUUCAUCAAAUUCUGCAAACUCGUCUUCAUUUUCAUCGCCACCACCACCAUCAUCUUUAUCGAGUGCCGCAAUGAUGUCUUCCAAACAGCAGCCAUUGCCACCCCUCUUACCACCGCCCCAUUUGCAACCACCUCAUCCAGUUACAACUUCAUUAUCAUCUGUUACUUUGACUACUGCAAGUUGUUUGCCCGUUUGUUCAACAGGUGGCUCGGCAACACCGGACUACCAUCAUCAUUACCUUGGUUCGGAUCGUGGUGCUUCUAUUAACGAAAAUUGUAUCACCGACGGGAAAGGCAUUAAUAAUAAUAACAACUGCUUUGUCAGCAGUGGCAAUAACAACGGGACAAUGAUGAAUGCUGGAAUGUCUACUGGGUCUGCGAACUCUGCGACAUCAAAUAAGUCGGAGACAUCAUCCCUAGCUAGUGUGAAUGGUUCUAUAAAAAGGGCCACUUCCUCUAAUGCUUUGAUGAACUCUAGAGAGGAUGUAACGUCGAUUGGAGCCUCAUCUAUAAACAGCCAUCAAUCGACAAACAAUUCUUACCAGAAAGGAAGCAAAGAAAAUACAAUUCACAAUUAUUGUAAUGGAACAUCUCGCGACACAGGCGAGAAUGGAAAUGAUGGACUGGGCCCAUUGCCACCAAAAUGGGAAACUGCAUACACGGAACGCGGUGAACUUUAUUUUAUUGACCAUAAUACAGGCACAUCCCACUGGCUUGAUCCAAGGCUUUCAAAAUUUCAAAAAAAAUCUCUGGAAGAUUGCGGGGAUAAUGAAUUGCCCUAUGGUUGGGAAAAAAUUGACGAUGCCCUUUACGGUACAUACUAUAUUGACCACGUCAAUCGUCGUACGCAAUAUGAAAAUCCUGUUCUUGAAGCUAAAAGAAGAGCUGCUGAGCAGACAAACCAACAACAUCAACUACUCAAUGCUGGUGGUUCGGUACAACGAAACGAAAUCAAUUCUGUUUUGCCAUACAAGUUUACAAAGAACCCUCAAGAAAUGCAAGGAGAAAGGAUAACAACUACUCUCCUGAAAUCCUCCCGAGGUCUUGGCAUCACAAUUGUUGGAGGUGAUGAUAAUGUGGAUGAAUUUUUGCAAAUCAAAUCGAUUGUUCCCAAUGGCCCGGCAUGGUUAGAUGGACAAUUACAAACUGGUGACAUUCUCGUUUAUGUUAACGAUACUUGUGUUCUGGGGUUCACUCAUCAUGAAAUGGUCAACGUAUUUCAAAGCAUAUUGCCAGGUGAGACUGUUACACUAGAAGUGUGCAGAGGAUAUCCACUUCCGUUCGAUCCAAACGAUCCCAACACUGAAGUUGUGACAACUAUUGCUGUCGACGGAAUAAGCUCAAAUGCAGAAAAGAAUCGAAUGUUAAUGAACUUAAAUAUGGACGGCAACUAUAACUUUUUAGAUAUAUCUGACUGCACAGGGGCAUCCGGCGGUAAUAACUCGAUAGAAAAAUUACGUUCUGAAUUGUCGAGUGGAUCGAAUGAAAACUACGUAGGCGACGAUUUUAUUUUAAUGAAAAAACCAGAGAUUCUAACUUUGGCAAUUUCGAAAGGAGGAAUGGGUUUUGGUUUUACCAUCGCUGAUAGUGCCCAUGGUCAAAAAGUGAAAAAAAUUCUGGAUAGAAAUUGUUGUAAGAAUCUUCAUGAAGGAGAUAUUCUGCUUGAGAUAAAUAACUCACCAGUUAAUCAUAUGACUCAUUGUGAAGUCGUUCGUGUCUUAAAAGAUUGUCCAAAGACUGAGUCGACAACGGUUAAGAUUCAACGAGGUAACACUUUAAAUAGUUCGAAUGUGAGCGGCCGAACGUCUGUAAAUAGUGGAAAGUUUAGAAAAGUUGACGGAGUUGGCAAGUCCAUUUCGGAAGUUGGAAUGUUUCGGAGCAAAACACCUACUGCGGAUCUUUAUAGCACUCAGCCGAAGGAAAUUCUUCCGAUAAGACCAAAAACACCAUUGGUUGAUACAAGACGAGCCCGUGUAAAGACUCCUUCCCAUGAGCUAAAUGACGAAAUCGAAGCAGUUACAAAUGGCCUGGAAAAACAUAUCGAAGACAAUAAGUCUAUUAGUGCAGACGCUAAAUCGACCAAUAGUCUUCAAGAAAUUGAUUGCAUUAAUAACGACAUUCCAUUUAUGGAUCCGUAUCCAAAGUUGGUUACGAGCUUAAGUGAAAGAUUGGCUGAAGCAUCGUUGGUAAGCGAAAAUCAUAACAAUAUAUUUCACAUGGAUCCUAACACAAUGCUGCCGAAAAUGGAUGGUUAUGAAAAUACGCUCACUUCACCAGACUAUGGAUAUAACUCUAUGUACGAUGGUGUUCCUAUUCAAAGAGAGUCUUACGAUGGCAGCGCAUCUGUACAACAAAAUGGUGACGUAGGAGGUGGUUUGUAUUCACCUCCUAUGGCAAUAAUGGCUCCAGUACCGACUUAUCACCAGGAGACAUGUUAUUGCUAUGAAUGUCAAGAUUAUCAACGUUAUAAGUUUCAUCAACAUAAUCAAACAUCGGCAAACCAAGGAUUCUACCAUCAACAUCAGAAUUCUCAAAACGGUAGGAUUCAAAAAAGAGUUAAUGAGUUAAUGAACAAUAGACGAAAAACGGGCUUUAGCCCACUAGAGAGUCAUCGCCCUUUGAUGACGGAACAACAUCAACACCAACAACAACAACAAAACUUUUUGCAAUUGCAUCCACAAAUAUGGAAUUAUAUGGUUCCUGGGAAUACUACAUCAUCAAGAAAUAUAGAUGAUGAUGAAUGUGAAUUAUCUGAAGUGACUCUAGAGCGAAGAGCUCAAGGUUUUGGUUUCCGUAUAGUUGGUGGAACGGAAGAAGGUUCUCAAGUAACUGUUGGACAUGUAGUACCCGGGGGUGCAGCAGAUGGAGAUCCGGGAAUGGCAACUGGCGAUGAGAUUCUGAGUAUUGAUGGAGUGAAUGUGGUAAAGUCAUCUCAUCACAAAGUUGUUUCUUUAAUGGGUGAAGCCGCUCUCCGGGGACAAGUGACAAUGAUAUUACGACGUCGAGUGAGAAAUGCAUCAGCUCCGGUUCCGGUGCGUCCAAUUCGAUAUCCAUACGAUGUAAUUGUUAGUCGGCACGAAAGCGAAGGCUUUGGAUUUGUAAUAAUAUCAUCUUCAAAUCAAUAUUACGGAUCAGCAAUUGGAAAAUUAAUACCAGGUAGUCCUGCUGACCGUUGUGGAGAUCUAAAAGUUGGUGAUCGAAUUGUAGCUGUCAAUCGCAUCGAUAUAGCUGGUAUGAGCCACGGUGAUGUUGUUAAUCUCAUUAAAGAAUCUGGAUUGCACGUUCGACUUACGAUUGGAUCACCAAAAGAAGAUAAUCCAAUACUCAACCCAUCACAAUCUUCACCUGUGUUGCCUCAACUCAAGAGUGAUACACCAACAUAUUUUGACAGGUCACAUAUAAGUCAAUACCCUCAGUUAUGACUCUGAGAUUUGAGAAUUCGCCUGUAUAAAAGCUUUCAACUUGAAGGUUUUUAGUAAAUGCAACGCACUUAUGAUACAAUCAAUGAUUGUAACAUUUAGUGCGUUUGCAAUUAGUACUCCUAAAAUUUUGUAAAUACAUAAAAAAAACACGUAUUAAAACGACUCCGUUGUAAAAUUGUGUAAUAUUUUAUACUCCCAAAGACUGAUGGAAAAAACAACAGUGAAAAACACUUUUUUAUUGCAAUUUAAAUGUUAAAAAAUAUAUUUUUUGUACAUUCCGAAUGGUCGAAGAAAAAAAAUAAACUGUAAAUUGUCUCAAAUAAAAACUAUAGACGUAAGAAUAUGUAUAAUGUAUGUAUUAUGUUUAAGUUUCUAAGUAAAAAAAAUUAUCACAAUAUUGAUAUGAUAAAUAAAUUAUAUCGUGCACGAAAUAUAACAAAUUAAAAUAAAUGUAUAUGUAGAUUUAUAGAUUAUGAUAUGCACAUUAAAUAA